GCGCACUGGUCCUCAUAGUGGGAUGAACUCUGAGAACGCGCGCGUGCACCGAGCCGCUCGAGUGAUCAAGACAAGACGAGGACACCGGAGUGAUCAGGCUUCCAAAAAAUGGGCCCUAGCAGCCGAUUACAGCUCCUCCUAGCCAUCUUGGUCAGUCAAGUGGACUGCACUUUUGCUGCACAGGAGAUCCAGGCUAAUCAGGAAACCCUCGUGAAGAUCAGUGCUGCAGGGGAAAUGAUGAGGUGUUCUGCAGCUAUAGAUGUCCUCUUUUUGAUGGACGGCUCAUACAGUGUUGGGAAGGGCAGCUUCGAGAGGUCCCGUCAUUGUGUACUGAAACUGUGUGAGGCUCUGGACAUCGACCCAGACACGGUGAGAGUCGGAGUCAUUCAGUUUGGUUCGACUCCCAGGAUGGAAAUCUCACUCGGCUCCUACAGCAGCAGAGAGGAACUGACCAAACACAUCAAGAAAAUCCAGUACAGAGGAGGGAGCACACAAAGCGGUUUGGCUUUCAAGUAUGUUGUGAGGAAGGGGUUCCUCGGCGGUCGGAAUUCCCCCGUGCCUCGCAUCGUCAUCCUCCUGUCUGAUGGAAAGUCCCAGGGUGCAGUGCAGCCGGCUGCCUCUGAACUCAAGCAGUCUGGAGUGAUCUUGUUUGCCGUGGGCCUGCGUUAUCCAAGAUGGGAAGAGCUCUACUCUCUGGCCAGUGCUCCCACAGAGAGCCAUGUGUUUUUUGCAGAGCAUUUCAGUGAUAUUGUAAAUGGACUAUACACAAGCCUCACCACCUCCUCCAUCUGCAGUGCUGUCCCCCCAGGCUGUCAGGUGGAAUCCUUACCUUGUGUACGGAAGACCAUGGAGACCAUCAAAGAAUUGCAGGGCAACUUCAUGUGCUGGAAGGGAUCGAAGAGCAGCUUACCAUACACAUCGCUAUGUCCCUAUUACAGAUAUACCAGUGCUUACAAAGUACUCCCUACAGUAUGUCACAGAACAGUAUGCUCAGAUCCUUGUGAUUCCCAGCCAUGUCAGAAUGGAGGGACGUGUGUGUCUGAAGGGCUGGAGAAAUACCAUUGUCAGUGUCCUCCAGGCUAUGGAAGUGACCCCAACUGUGCUCCUGUGCUGUCUUUGGACUGCUCUGUGGAUGUGCUUUUCCUGAUUGAAAGCUCUACCAGCCUGACUCAUGAGGGGUUCCUUCGCUUCAAGUCCUUCCUGAAGCGUUUUGUCCAGACAGUUCUGAGUUCAGACACUCCUGUGAAGAUUGGUCUGGCUCAGUAUAGCAGCGAUGUAAAGGUUGAAGCUAAGAUUGGGCAGCACCGAGACCCAGUGAAGCUGCUCCAGGCUGUGGAGUCUCUCCAGUACCAAAAAGGAGAAGCUAAAACUGGACAUGCACUACGCUAUAUCACACGACAAGGCUUCCAAAGUGCCCCUGUGUAUGCUGAUGUUCAAGAUGACCUGCCUCGUGUCGUUGUGCUCAUCACUGGCACUCCGUCCGCUGAUGCUGUUGUGGAGUCUGCUAAAUAUGCAAGAGACAGAGAGAUCUUUAUUAUUGGCUUGGGGCCUGAUAGGAUGAAGGCUGAGAUCAACAACAUCACAGGAAACCCGCAGCGCACCAUCACUUACAGUUUACCUGACAGACUGAAUUCAAAGAUCCCAGACCUCAGAGCCAAGAUCUGCAGUGUGGACAGCCAGGGGUGUCUGGGUCAGGCAGUGGACCUGGUCUUUGUUCUGGAUGGCUCAGGAAGUGUUGGGAAGGACAACUUUGUUCACCUGAAGGAAUUUGUACGCAGUGCCUCUGUGCAGUUUGACAUAAACCGUGACCUGACUCAGGUAGGGCUGGUGGUGUAUAGCCGGCAGCCUGUCUUCGUGUUUGAGCUGGACUCUCAUGCUUCAGGGUCUGCUGUGCUCAAAGCCUUGGGAGAGGCAUCUUAUUUAGGUGGAAUGGCCUCCACUGGGUCAGCUCUGCUCCAUGUGCACUCUCAUAGUCUGACUGUGGCCAAAGGGGCACGGCCGGGUGUCAACAAGGUCAUAGUCGUGCUGACUGAUGGCACAGGGGACGAGGAUGCAGCAGUACCAGCUCAGAAGAUCCGGGACGAUGGCGUGUCUGUGUUCGUGAUUGGCACUGGAGAUGUGCAGCGUGAGCAUCUCCUGCGUAUUGCUGGCUCUGAGGAUCACAUUAUCACUGUGCCCUUCUAUGAGGACCUGAAGUACUUUGAUGAUGUCCUGGUGCAGAUGGUGUGUGCAGAUGUGAAGAAGCCUGUGAAUCUGUGCAAGCCCAACCCCUGUAUGAAUGAUGGAGUGUGUAUCCUACGGAACAGAAGUUAUCGCUGUGAAUGCCGGGGAUGGGAGGGACCACACUGCGAGACACGAAGCAGGCAGCAGCCCUCCAGAGGAGAUCUCCCGAGGCCUGCAGGAUUGAGACGCCGCCAAAGGAAGAAUGUUAGAGAACUGCAACAGCGCUACAGAGAACACCGCAGGAGACAUGCAACUAGCUGAUCACACACACACACACACACAGAGUUAAUUCCAUCAUUACUUACUCCUUAGUUUGCUAAACAUGAAAAAAGGGAAAGACAAAAGUAAGGUGUGUGUUUUUUCACCUAAGAAAGGCUUACUGUAAGCUCUCUACUACAGGAAACUGGAGAUAACGGGGAUCUCCAGACUCCCUGCUGCUCCAAUUCAGCACAGACUCUGUUAUCAUUACUCUAGACAACUAAACAUAUCAUUACACCUACAGUGAUGGAGUGGGAGCAGCCAGAACCUUUCUUUUGGUGAAUUUAAAGACAUGUCUUUAUCAAUCCUAUUUAAAACUGCAGCUGUGAUUCAAAACAUUAUUACUGUAACACUCCUGAAUAAACAAAAAAAUCUGAAUAGUCAUUAAGUAGUACAAUAGUGCCUAAUAUUUGUAAUUGUACAUAUUUGCUUCAAGAUCCAUAUACUGAAUGAUUGCCCUUUUAGAUCUAAUUAUGACUUUUAAUUUUUGAUGUUCAGAAACUUUUUGUAACAAAGCUCUGUCUGGAGGUUCGUUUUUACAUAUUUAUUGUAUAAACUUUAGAAAAAGAAUUAAAAUUCCAUUUUUUUUAGUCAGAA
Molecule: messenger RNA, 3078 nt
Organism: Hemibagrus wyckioides
Lineage: Eukaryota; Metazoa; Chordata; Actinopteri; Siluriformes; Bagridae
Gene: vwa2
Product: von Willebrand factor A domain containing 2
Exons: 14
Coding region: 109-2484 (791 amino acids)
Biological process (GO): calcium-independent cell-matrix adhesion
Cellular component (GO): basement membrane
Molecular function (GO): calcium ion binding
Source: RefSeq, a predicted model, not a curated record